UGUGUGUCCACUGUCAAUGUCAGUCUUUAACAAAAUGUUGCCCUCAUCAAGGCUCAUGUCUUCGAUUCAACUUCAAGAAGUCAAGCCUUCUGGAGUCUCGCUCUAAUCACUGCAAGAAGGCUUCUGCACUUUACGUAAAAGCAGCAAGAGAUGGGGGCUUCAUCUUCAAUGCUGCGGGCUGGCUGCUGGUCCAAAGACCUUUGAGUCCUGACAAGAGUUCACUUCCAUGUCCCAUUUCUGCGUGCGAAAAUGAAUGCUGUGCUGGCGCCGAUGGCGGUGGUAGUGCUUCUCCUCCUGCUGCAGGUAGUGUGUUGUGUUGGCCAGCUGGGCCCCACACCACUCUUUCCUCCUGAAUGGCCGGCAAACUUUCAGGUGGAGUUUCAUGAGGCAGCUUGGUACUUCUUCUCAAUCACCACAACGGGCAAGAUGUACUAUGACGCUGCGCACAACCGCUCUAGGACUGACAGGGUUGAUGGGAAGGGGAAUAGGUAUUGUGGCACGAUCUACCCACUGCGGAAUACGGCCUGUACACAACUGGUUGUCGAUGGAAUGAGGUACAUUUUUUUCCCGGAGCAUAAGUACUGCUGCUCCUGCUGUUCAGCGGAGGCGGGGUGCGGCAUCCUCCGCCGGGAUUGGCUGCAUGGUGCGCAAUAUCUGGGACAGGAGGAGGUCGAAGGCCAAAUGUGCAAUAAAUGGAAGCAGGCCGGCCUUCAAAACAACUAUUUUUGGGAGACGCUAGACGGCGUCCCGCUCCAGAUUUACAUGGAGCCGAAUGAAAAGAUCACCUUCCGGACGGAAACGUACGCAGAAGAGGAGAUCAACGCGUCCCUGUUUGAGUUGCCGCCCUGGGGAUGCGAAAAGGCUUGCACGGGCCUGUGUUCGGUUCCUGGGGCGCGGGGUAUCAGCUGACGAAGAGCACGAUUGUACGGACUGGUUUGGCAAGGCGCACAAGCUUGUGCUGCCAAUCUGAAACUUAGACCGAUUCCAGGAGCGGCUCCAAAGUGUUUCGAGGCCGGGCCAUGCAUGAGUGCGUUGCUCGACUCCUGGCUGGAAAACCUGCGCUUUCUUUCUCAAUGGUUCCGCACAAAAACUGUGGAUCUGUCUGUCUUCAAAAGGGCUGAGUACUUGCGACCAUCAAUGAAGCACUUUUGACUUGCUGCGGCUAGACACGUCCAACUAUCGACCUGCC
Molecule: messenger RNA, 1189 nt
Organism: Klebsormidium nitens
Lineage: Eukaryota; Viridiplantae; Streptophyta; Klebsormidiophyceae; Klebsormidiales; Klebsormidiaceae
Source: the annotation of a GenBank genome assembly